GCGUGUAAUCUUCCAUUGAAUUUCGAUCCAUCGGAGCCUGAACUUUGUUCGGAACUAAUUGCUUUUUGUAUUCGCGGGCGGCAAGUGUCCCCUUAAGCUGCCAACGUUAUGUGAUUUCCGACUAGUGUCCAGUGUGCGGUGGAUUCCCCCGGAAGUAGUGAAACUAGUUUUUUUUUGCUUCUGCCAAUAUGAUAGUUUCAUCAUCCUCAUCGUGCUGAGCUGUGUCCCUCUUUCUGCACCUAAUGGCCUCCGACGACAAAGUGCUCGACGCAACACGAGAAGGCUAAAAAACGUGAAGCGAAAGAAAAUAUUAACAACCGCGUAUGAGGAAAAAAAGUCGACGCAAAAAGCGAAAAAGGCAGCACAAGUACUGUCCAUCAGUUUACUGGUUUUGAUUACGAUUUUGUUUUUAUAUGCCGUGGUUUUUAGUACGGAACGCCGAAUAAGUUCACCAACGAAAAGUGAAAUUUUUGUUCAACUCUGAGCGAUUCCCGAACCGUGGCUCCUUCGGAAUGUGUGCGUCCGAUGGGGACGAUUGCUGAAGCAACAAUCCUGUUAUUUUUCUUUUAACUGAUAACCGGAAGAAGCCGCGAUUAAUGGUCAGAAAAUUUCUGGAUGGAGCUUGUUUAAGCCGAUUUAGUGAUACGAGGAGAUUGGGAAUCAGCUGUUAUUUGUUUGGCGAAUGCCGAAACGUGCCAGCCUUUGGCUAGGUCGUGACGGGCAACUUUAAGCCUGAGGAUUUUCCGCAACUGAAUCAAUUGGAUUACGAUUUAUUUAAGAGAAAAAACAAAACCAUGUGGAGCAAUAGUAAUGGGUCCGCUGGUGGUGGCGGUGGGACCAACAACUCCCAGGCCAACAAUAAAACGCUGGGAAUGACUUCGGCCAUCAGUUUGGCAGAACCGAAACCGGAAGAUCUGCAGAAAACAGCCGAGCUGGGAAAGGCUCUCGAGCCGUACAACGUGUUCGAGGAGGAAUCGGAACUGAAUCACCGGAUGGAGAUUCUGGCCAAGCUGAACACCCUGGUCAAGCAGUGGGUUCGUGAUGUGUCGAUCGCCAAAAACAUGCCCGAGGCCGUGGCGGAGAAGUUGGGUGGAAAGAUAUAUACGUUCGGCUCGUACCGGUUGGGCGUUCACCACAAGGGAGCGGAUAUUGACGCGCUCUGCGUCGCACCGCGUAACAUCGAACGGGCCGACUAUUUUGGAUCGUUCUUUGAACUGCUCAAAAAGCAACCGGAGGUGACCGAGUGCCGCGCCGUGGAAGAGGCUUUUGUACCUGUUAUUAAGAUGAAUUUUGACGGAAUCGAGAUUGAUUUGUUGUUCGCUCGAUUGGCGCUGAAAGAAAUUCCGGAUAAUUUCGAUUUGCGGGAUGAUAUGCUGUUGAAAAAUUUGGACCCGAAAUCGGUGCGCAGCCUGAACGGGUGCCGAGUAACAGAUGAAAUUCUGCGAUUGGUUCCCAACAUCGACAAUUUUCGUUUGGCACUGCGUGCCAUCAAGCUGUGGGCUAAAAAACAUGGUAUCUAUUCCAAUUCCUUGGGUUACUUCGGAGGUGUAUCGUGGGCUAUGCUGGUGGCUAGAACCUGUCAACUCUACCCGAACGCAGUAGCUGCCACGUUGGUGCAUAAAUUUUUCUUAGUGUUCUCCCGCUGGAAGUGGCCCCAGCCAGUGCUACUCAAGCAGCCCGAUAACGUUAACCUUGGCUUCCAGGUGUGGGAUCCACGGGUGAACUAUCAGGAUCGACUCCAUUUGAUGCCGAUUAUCACGCCAGCGUAUCCGCAGCAAAACUCCACAUUCAACGUGUCCAGCUCGACACGAAAAGUGAUGUUGAACGAGUUCAACCGGGGCAUGCAGAUCACGGAUGAGAUCAUGCUCAACAAAGCCGGCUGGGAUAAAUUGUUCGAGGCGCCAAGUUUCUUCUUCAAGUAUCGUCACUUCAUUGUCCUGCUGGUGACUUCCAACAACGCAGAUGAUCACUUGGAGUGGUGUGGAUUGGUCGAGUCUAAGAUCCGUUAUCUGAUUUUGAAUUUGGAGCGUAAUCUGCACAUCAAUCUGGCCCACGUGAACCCAAAGUGUUUCGAGCAACACGAACACACUCCAAAGGAGCCGAAAGAAACCGACGAAGAGGUCAAACCGGUGCAGCUGUGUGCACUGUGGUUUAUCGGGUUGGAGUUUGAGAGGUCUGAAAAUUUAAAUGUUGAUUUGACCGAGAGCAUCCAGAGUUUUACUGAUGCAGUACACAAACAUGCUGUACAUAUAAAGCUGCUCAAGGACGGGAUGAAGAUCGAAGCCCGGCACGUCCGCCGAAAGCAAUUGAGUCAAUAUUUGGACCCUAAUCUGCUGAAGCGGGAGCGAAAAAAUUCAGACUCAGGCGUGGUACUCGCCCUAACGGCAUUAACACCGGGUGGCGGAGUCACCACCUCUCGGAAGCGUCACUCGUCCGAGAUGGGACAAACGGCUAACACGUUGAUAAACAAGAAAGGAAGGAACGAUUCCUUUGAGCACUGCUUGUCCAACUCGUCCUCGCAGUCGUCACAAUCUUCGGUGGCGGUAUCGGCGUCAUCGCCAAACAGCACUUCGGCAGCGGCCCUGAACAAUAGCAGUAGUAGUAGUGGCGCCAACAACAGCAUCUCUAGUACUAGUAAUAAUAGCACUGCCCCCGUCGCUGCUGAACCAGUCUAUAACCACCUGAACGAUAGCACUGCCAGCAGUCACGACAACAGCAACACUGUGGUAACUUUGGACGAGUCCUCGUCGGAAACGACCAGCGGCCAGUCGCAGAGUCAGCCGCAACUUCAACCCCCACAGCCACCGCAGCAGGCCGCUGCCGAAGUCGUUUGCUCAUGACCGCUGAAUCCGUUCCGAAAGGUGAACAAUUGCCACCAGCAUCCUUCACAUCCACACCAGCACCCAAACAACAACAACCAGCAACACAGCGGCUAUGGCUACGUUGCGAACAGUUCUAGUAGUAAUAAUAGUAGUAGUAAGAUGACGAUUGAUCCUAGCGCCAACGGAAACGGAAGCUAUGCGAGCGCGAGCCGAAUGCAGUUAGCUGAAGUCAAAUCAUCAUAAAGUGACUGUAAAUCUUCAAGCAGGACACUUCAACUUAUCAGGUUCCGUUUCUUUAAAUAACACACGCAUUAACAGAACACAGUUCCCCCUUGCAACGUUGAAACAGCGUCCCACAGACGCGAUCAAUUGAUUAACCUUCGGGUGAGGUAAGCGAAAAAGAAAGUUGUAAAAAUUACUGAUCGAAAGUGCAAGGGCAGUGUAGCAAAGGUAGCAAGCAAACAGGAAAAUGAAACGCGACACAGAGCAAGAAAUUUUAUUAAAUCUCAUUGAAGAGUAGAACUAAAAAUUUGUGACAAAAAAAAAAAAAAACAAGAACAAACCUAUGAUGGUUGGAUGGACGGUGACUAGGAGGAGAAGUAGAGGAAAGAAUAGAACAUUGAUCAAAGAGUAAACUAUCCUUAUACACUAUUGAAAGCUAAACAUUCUGUACAUAGUAAAACUCAAAACUCAACUUUAGAGCAACUCUGCUAGAAUUGUCAGGAGUUCAUUUAUAAGUGGAUAAGACUUAAAUUACAACACUAUUUAUAUACGCGAGGAGGGAGGAGUCUGUUUCGUUUUCGAGUAAGAUAAUUUUCAUUUAAAAAAGCACUUAGACGGCACAGCUAUACGACGAUAUAAACUGGUAGUUUUUUUUUUGUUUGUUUCUGCAACAUAGCAAAACAAACACAGCAACGAUCGACCGCUUGUUAUUUUCUCAUUUUUAUAUAAACAAGAGAAAAGUAACAAACUAUCCGUUAUUUUCGCAAACCGCCGAUAACCACUUCGAUUUAGUUACUAGUAGCAGUAGUAGUAGUAGUUGUAGUGAACGACCAACGUCCCGAUCCCUCCCAUCUUUAUUUCCCUUCAGGUGCCCCCAUUUUGAUCGAGUAAAAGUGCAAUCAUCAAAAUAUUAAAGCAAAAAAAAUGUUGAAAUUAAAACUCAAGGGUGAAUAUUCGAUUUGUUUGAAAAAAUGUAUAACCAUUUUAGUUCAUAGCUUUCGGAAGGAAACUGUCCAGCGACAGAUCGAUGUGUAGACUAUUGUUAGUGGCUGUUUCGAUUAGCAAAAGUCCCUUUAUAUUUCCCCUAUUUCCAACGUUAAAUAACAACUAUAUUCGCUAUAAGGAUUUUCCCACUUGAUAGGGAAAUGAGGAGGCAGGUAUGCAAAAUAAUAUGAUUAAUUAUUGACAUGAAACAAAGCAAAACGAAAAAAACCGUUUUUAUAACUUUUUCUCGAUUCUGUAAAUACUUUUUUCCAUUGCUUUGAAAAUGUGCUAAGCAGUAACUAAACACAGACGUAUAUUAAAAGGUAAAACUUCAAUUGGGCCACCCGUAGCGGUGUGCCUUUUUUGUCAGGAGGUAACGAAAGAAGUAGGAGGGCAAAUUUAUGUAACUGAACUUAUAUUAUUUUACUUAAAUCAGCUAGAACAGAACACGAUCGUACAUGCGCUAGGGAAAGAAUAUUAAAAACAAAAAAACAUUUUAAAAGGAUUUUAUUUUUAUAAAAUAACAUCCACACAACGUGUAACGAAGAUGUAAUUCCUCUUGUACUAAAAAAAAUGUCAUAAACAAAAUAAAGGUGAAGUGAUUGGAAACAAAGCCUAUGAUUAUAUCUAUUGCAUAAAAUAUGAAGAUACAUUUCAGCAGAAGUUUAUUAUACAAAUGGUGGAAAAUUAAAGAAAACUCUCUUAAAUUGUUCUGAUAUUCAUUCGAGCAUUAUAUUGAACGGAAACGGAAAGUGAUAAAGAAAAAAAAUAUCCAGCAGAAAAAAAAACAAAAAAUAAGCAGUGUCAUUGAUUAAAUAAAUCGUUUCGAAACUCUCUCAACUGUACGUUAAAAUUACACAGAAUAUGUGAAUAGUUCCACUUGAACCUCUUGGUGCGCGUUUCAUUGACAUCGCAGAGACCGUCUUUCCGGGAAAGGCUUCGUAUUGGUGAGUAGGUCGUAAGCAAAAAAAAAAAUGAAAAAUAAAAAAAAACAGUAAAUAAAAACGACCUUCCCCAGUCGAACCUUUCCAGGAGUAGAAAAUUUCGAUAGGAAAUUGUAGCAGCUAGAUCACAGGAGAACAGGAGAAGCAGAGAAACUUUGUGUAAGAUUCGAUGUAACGCAAACAAAACAUUUCGGAGAAAGUUUCAAUAAAGGCAUAUUUAUCCACGUUUCGACAGAAAGAACA
Wyeomyia smithii (pitcher-plant mosquito) is the source of this 5215-nucleotide messenger RNA. It is a transcript of the gene hrg, whose product is annotated as poly(A) polymerase type 3. Gene Ontology annotation, cellular component: nucleus. The record is from RefSeq and is a predicted model, not a curated record. Gene Ontology annotation, molecular function: poly(A) RNA polymerase activity; RNA binding. Bases 795 to 2840 code for a protein of 681 amino acids. The transcript is spliced from 7 exons. Lineage: Eukaryota; Metazoa; Arthropoda; Insecta; Diptera; Culicidae.